ACUGCGAUCACACUCAACACUAUGAAUGAAAUGCAGGAGUCGACUGCGAGCGGAUCACCAACCGAGAUAGUGUAUGGUGGGACUGUUUCACCAACGGGUGACGAACAUCGUAAUAUGUCCGAAAAGGUGCAAAAUAUGGCAUCGGCGAUUUAUCGUGAAUUCGAGCUGAUGAUUCAAAAACACGGUGAAGAUGGGGUCAAGACGUUGAUGCCAUUAGUCGUUAACGUACUUGAGGCAUUAGAUCUAGCGUUUUUGGAGCGUGAAGAGCAGGCCGUCGAUCAAGAAAUGCUCAAGGAGGACAAUGAACAACUUGUCACUCAGUAUGAGAGAGAGAAACAGCUAAGAAAGCAAGCAGAGCAGAAGUAUAUGGAGAUUGAAGACACUCUUCUUGGUCAGAAUAAGGAGUUGGAAGGGAAAAUUGAAUCUCUGGAGUCAAUCAUGAGAAUGUUAGAACUUAAAGCAAAGAAUGCAUCUGAUCACGCGAGUAGGUUGGAAGAACGAGAGGCUGAUCAGAAGGCUGAGUUCGAUCGUCUGCAUGAGAGGUAUAACGCUUUGCUCCGUACUCAUGUUGAUCAUAUGGAGCGUACCAAAUAUCUCAUGGGCAGCGAUAAAUUCGAACUUAUGCAAAAUAUGCCGAUUCCACAUGCCCAACUACGUACAAGAAUGGGAAUGGCCGCCUCAGUGGAUGCAUCCAAUAUUCGAGGCGUUUCAGAUCUAAUAAGUGCUCACAUGUCUCAAAGUACUACAAUGGAUGUAAAUCUCGCUAAUCAUAUCAGCAAUGAAGAUUGGCAAGAUGAAUUCCCAUCUGAUGUCGAACCUUCUCCGCGUGAAGUAAACUUGGAUGAGGAUAAAUCAACAGCAAACUGCUUACCGUUACUGAUAACUAUUGAAACCUGUGAAUGUCUUUCUCGCUUCUUCUUUUAUUACUAUUUUAUUUAUUGUCAUUCAGGGAUGGGAAGAGAAGUAGAGAACCUUAUAAAGGAAAAUAACGAGCUGCUUGAUAUGAAAAAUGCUUUGAAUAUCGUUAAGAACGAUCUGAUUGCAAGAGUUGACGAGCUAAGCAGUGAAAAUGCAAUCCUUCGAGAUGAAGUCCACAGCUUUGAGAUGGUCCGUGUGAAGAUGAGUGACACCAUAUCGAAGUUAGAGGAAGAAUUGAAAUCUGUCAAGCAAAAGUUGGCUGAAAAAGAGGCUGAAGCUGAAGAGGAAGAAGUACCGUUAGCACAGCGCAAGAGAUUCACACGUAUGGAAAUGCAGCGCGUACUUAUUGAUAGGAAUAUGUACAAGGAGAAACUAAUGGAGCUAGAAGAAUCUCUCAAGUGGACCGAAAUGCAGAGGGCUCGAAAACUUCAGGCGCAAGCCAAUUCUCCAAAGAAAGGAGGGAUUUGGGACUUCUUCUCGGGACUAUUUGGAGAUUCCUCCCCGCCAAGCCAGCCUCGUCGAUCUGGGUUACGUUCAGAUAUGCGAGCGAAGAAUCAGAUGACUCGCAGUGUGGAGUAUCUGGAUCCUGACAUGAUAUCUGAAAGGCGUGCCGCUGAACGAAGGGAACAGUACAAACUUGUACGUGAGCACGUGAAACGGGACAACAGCGGCCGUAUAGAGGCGUAUGGUUGGUCUUUACCUGCUUUGUUCGACAACUCGAAUUCAUCUGCCAUGGUGCCAGUUCCCGUGUGUUGUCGACCGCUUAUGGAAAAUCAGCCAUCAAUCAAAGUAUGGUGUGCAGCUUCUGUAACUCUGCAUGGAGGUCUCGAUAACGAUGGGAAGUUUAUCACUGGAAAUCCUGUUUAUCUGUCUCCUAACGUUGCGAAAAUUCCCAGACAAAGCGGAUGUGGUGACGAACUUGAAAGUGAAGUUACACGUGCUCAUGCUCUGGAUGCUCGAGAGAGUGAGCUGGCGGAAUGGGAGACGUCGUCUAUAGUUUGGGUGGGCAGUUCAAAUCAAGGAAAGAGUACAGUAGCAGUUCUUGACGUCAACAAUCCAAAGAAUGUCAUUGAGACAUUCACUGCCUGUGAAAGUCACCUUCUUUGCAUCCGAGGUGUUCCCGGGAUUUGCGAAGGUGAUCCAAUUUUGGAUGAAGCCGGUGCGAAAGCCUUUAUCUGUGGUGGAGGAAAAGUCAAGGAUCUACCAGAUGGUAUCUUUUCUGAAUUGGGCGCAUGUGAAUGGAUGGAAUUACGGAAGAUGGACGAUUCUGAAGAUGGUGUGCCCACUUAUUGCAGUAAUGAAAUGCGUCCUAGUCCAAAGAGAACUCGAGACUUUCAACCUCAGUGUGCACCAAGUAGCUGUAGUGGACGGGCUUCGUUGCCACAACAUAUUCGUGAUGCAUUGGAUAAAUAUAACAGCAAUGUUGACGAAGUCUCAACUGGAUGGCCCACACGUUUAUAUACAUUCGGCUGUAACGUCUUGGCGGCGAUGCACCACAAAGGGCGCGUCUUCGCGGCUCUUGCAAACGGGACACUCGCCGUGUUUCAUAGAGAGAAAGGUGGAGCUUGGGCUGAUUUCGGCUACCACACUAUUCGAAUUGGUCCAGCCACUUCGUCAGUGCGAUGUAUUUGUGUUGUAGCGAACAACAUCUGGGCCGCUUACAAGAACUGUAUCGUAGUUUUGGAUGGAGAGAGCCUUCAAAUAGUGAAAGUUUUCGCCGCACAUCCUCGACGGGACAGCCAAGUGCGGGCGGUGCAAUGGGUAGGUGCUGGCGUUUGGUUGUCCAUUCGACUCGAUUCAACACUUCGUCUCUAUCAUGCACAUACGUAUGAACAUCUUCAAGAUGUUGAUAUUGAACCAUAUGUCACAAAAAUGCUUGGAACUUCUCGGCUCGACUUUUCAUACAUGCGCACAACUGCUCUUCUUGUUUCGAAUCGUCGGCUGUGGAUCGGUACUGGUACAGGGGUCGUGAUUUCAGUACCUUUAAGUAUAGAGCAAAAAGUAGAGACUUGCGACACGAAAAAAGCAUUUAAUGGUCCUGGUGGAUUAGUACGGGUUUAUUCGAAUUUAAAUAAGGACACGGCGGAGAAUACGUCCGAUAUCGGAUCUGAAGGCGGUGCUUUUAUUCCAUACUGUAACCUAACGCAAGCUCAACUUUCAUUCCAUGGUCAUAAGGACAGUGUGAAAUUCUUCAUCGCCGUACCAGGAGCCCCACGUAAUGUUGAGGUUGGUGAAGGUGCAGAAUUGCGAAAAAUGCUUGUCCUUUCGGGAGGAGACGGAUAUAUCGACUUUCGGAUAGGAGAAGAGAAUGAACCACCAGUUACAACCGAAGGUGUUCGGGUUCGGGAUAUGUCGCAUCUAAUCAUUUGGGAAGUGGAUGCCGAACUUCCGGUGCUCUCUAACUAA
This is a messenger RNA of Angiostrongylus costaricensis, 3324 nucleotides long. The record is from the annotation of a GenBank genome assembly. NCBI's taxonomy places the organism in Eukaryota, Metazoa, Nematoda, Chromadorea, Rhabditida, Metastrongylidae.